UAGCGACCCCGGCCCCCGCGCCGGCCGACAUGGGCAACGCGGGGAGCAUGGAUUCGCAGCAGACCGAUUUCAGGGCGCACAACGUGCCUUUGAAGCUGCCGAUGCCCGAGCCAGGGGAACUGGAGGAGCGAUUUGCCAUCGUGCUGAAUGCCAUGAACCUACCUCCUGACAAAGCCAGGUUACUGCGGCAGUAUGACAAUGAGAAAAAAUGGGAACUGAUUUGUGAUCAGGAACGAUUCCAGGUGAAGAAUCCUCCUCAUACAUACAUUCAGAAACUCAAAGGCUACCUGGACCCAGCUGUAACCAGGAAGAAAUUUAGACGGCGUGUUCAAGAGUCUACACAAGUGCUAAGAGAACUGGAAAUUUCUUUAAGAACCAACCACAUAGGAUGGGUCCGAGAGUUUCUGAAUGAAGAAAACAAAGGUCUCGAUGUUCUGGUGGAAUAUCUGUCAUUUGCACAGUACGCAGUAACUUUUGACUUUGAGAGCGUGGAGAGUACUGUGGAGAGUUCGGUGGACAAAUCAAAGCCCUGGAGCAGGUCCAUCGAGGACCUGCACAGAGGGAGCAACCUGCCAUCGCCUGUGGGCAACAGCGUGUCCCGCUCUGGAAGGCAUUCUGCACUCCGAUAUAAUACUUUGCCAAGCAGAAGAACCCUGAAAAAUUCAAGAUUAGUGAGUAAGAAAGAUGAUGUUCAUGUCUGUAUCAUGUGUUUACGUGCCAUCAUGAAUUAUCAGUAUGGUUUCAACAUGGUCAUGUCUCAUCCACAUGCUGUCAACGAGAUUGCACUAAGCUUGAACAACAAGAAUCCCAGAACAAAAGCCCUUGUUUUAGAACUGUUGGCAGCCGUUUGUCUUGUCAGAGGCGGGCAUGAAAUCAUCUUAUCAGCCUUUGAUAACUUUAAGGAGGUUUGUGGAGAAAAACAGCGCUUUGAGAAGUUGAUGGAACACUUCAGGAAUGAAGACAAUAACAUCGAUUUUAUGGUGGCCUCGAUGCAGUUCAUUAACAUUGUAGUUCAUUCGGUGGAAGACAUGAAUUUCAGAGUUCACCUUCAAUAUGAAUUUACCAAGUUAGGCCUGGAUGAAUACUUGGACAAGCUGAAACACACAGAGAGUGACAAGCUGCAGGUACAGAUUCAGGCUUACUUGGACAAUGUGUUUGAUGUAGGAGCUCUGCUGGAAGAUGCUGAAACCAAGAAUGCAGCCUUGGAGAGGGUGGAAGAACUGGAAGAGAACAUCUCUCACUUAUCUGAGAAACUGCAAGACACAGAGAAUGAAGCCAUGUCCAAAAUCGUGGAACUGGAAAAGCAGCUCAUGCAGAGGAACAAGGAGCUGGAUGUUGUCCGAGAAAUCUACAAAGAUGCAAACACCCAAGUUCACACAUUAAGAAAAAUGGUCAAAGAAAAAGAAGAAGCCAUUCAGAGACAGUCUACCCUGGAAAAAAAGAUUCAUGAACUGGAGAAACAGGGGACCAUUAAAAUUCAGAAGAAAGGGGACGGGGACAUUGCCAUUCUGCCAGUCCUGGCUUCUGGCGCGUUGUCUGCAGGGUCAGAAGUGAACUAUGUGGGACCGCUGACGGGGGCUACCUCCUCGGGACCCUUGCCACCUCCUCCCCCACCACUACCUCCGUCAUCAGACACACCCGAAGCAGUGCAAAAUGGUCCUGUAACACCACCAAUGCCACCACCUCCCCCGCCUCCUCCCCCGCCCCCACCUCCCCCACCCCCUCCUCCUCCUCCUCCUCUCCCGGGUCCUGCAGCUGAGACUGUGCCAGCUCCUCCUCUGCCACCACCCCCUCCUCCCUCUGCACCCCCACUGCCGGGAUCAUCUUCACCUACAGUGGUUUUCAACUCAGGAUUAGCAGAUGGGCCCAUCAAGCUUUUCUCUGUGAAAAUUAAGAAGCCAAUCAAGACGAAGUUCAGAAUGCCAGUGUUUAACUGGGUAGCCCUGAAGCCCAAUCAGAUUAAUGGCACCGUCUUCAAUGAAAUCGACGACGAGCGUAUUCUGGAGGAUUUAAAUGUGGAUGAAUUUGAGGAAAUAUUCAAGACAAAAGCUCAAGGUCCUGCCAUUGAUUUGUCUUCAAGCAAACAGAAGAUAACACAGAAGGGAUCGAGCAAAGUGACGUUGCUAGAAGCAAACAGGGCCAAAAAUCUUGCCAUAACUUUAAGGAAAGCUGGGAAGACUGCGGAUGAGAUAUGUAAAGCUAUUCACAUAUUUGACUUGAAGACAUUGCCUGUAGACUUUGUAGAAUGCUUGAUGAGGUUCUUGCCGACCGAGAACGAGGUGAAAGUGCUGCGGCUCUACGAGCGGGAACGGAAGCCCCUGGAGAACCUGUCGGAUGAAGACCGGUUCAUGAUGCAGUUCAGUAAAAUUGAGAGGCUCAUGCAGAAGAUGACCAUCAUGGCCUUCAUUGGGAACUUCGCUGAGAGCAUCCAGAUGCUGACUCCCCAACUGCACGCAGUCAUAGCAGCGUCGGUCUCUAUCAAGUCAUCCCAAAAGCUCAAGAAGAUUCUGGAGAUCAUCUUGGCGCUUGGAAACUACAUGAAUAGCAGUAAACGAGGAGCAGUUUAUGGAUUUAAGCUUCAGAGUUUGGAUUUGCUCUUAGACACCAAGUCCACAGACCGGAAGCAAACGCUGUUGCACUAUAUCUCGAAUGUUGUAAAAGAGAAAUAUCACCAAGUGUCCCUGUUUUACAAUGAGCUGCAUUACGUAGAAAAAGCUGCCGCAGUCUCCCUUGAGAAUGUUUUACUGGAUGUCAAGGAGCUCCAGAGGGGCAUGGACUUGACCAAGAGGGAGUACACCAUGCACGACCACAACACACUGCUGAAGGAGUUCAUCCUCAACAAUGAGGGGAAGCUGAAGAAGCUGCAGGACGACGCCAAGAUCGCCCAGGAUGCCUUUGACGAUGUGGUGAAAUACUUUGGCGAAAACCCCAAGACAACGCCGCCUUCUGUCUUCUUUCCCGUCUUCGUUCGCUUUGUGAAAGCUUAUAAGCAAGCGGAAGAGGAAAAUGAGCUGAGGAAGAAGCAGGAACAAGCCCUCAUGGAAAAGCUCCUGCAGCAGGAAGCUCUCAUGGAGCAACAGGACCCAAAGUCUCCUUCUCAUAAGUCAAAGAGGCAGCAGCAAGAACUGAUCGCAGAGUUAAGGCGGCGGCAAGUGAAAGAUAACAGACAUGUUUAUGAGGGAAAAGAUGGUGCCAUUGAAGACAUUAUCACAGUGCUGAAGACUGUGCCCUUUACUGCUCGCACCGCCAAGCGUGGCUCUCGGUUUUUCUGCGAACCUGUUCUCACUGAGGAAUACCAUUACUAAACUAUUACUCUUUCUCACCUGAUGCUCUUAAAAGAUCUUAGAAACCAACCAUACAGACGAGCCGACGCGGUGAGGAGAAGUGUCAGGCGGCGCUUUGAUGAUCAGAACUUGCGUUCUGUUAAUGGUGCAGAAAUAACAAUGUGACCCCAGCGACCUGCCUACAUGAAGAGGGUGUGCGUGAAUGAAACUGCCCAUGUGAACUUUAUGUGCUAUUAUUUAACUGCAGCCUUCAACACAAAUAUUUUAAGGGCUCAGAUUUAGCAAACACAUAGAAAUUUUAAAAUGAUGGGCUUUCCUUUCAACCCUUAACAAGUGCCUAAAAAUGGAAGUACCUGCUCAGAUUAAUCAAAGCAAUAGGAUUUGAUUUGAUUAGGUAUCUUUUUUACACCAAUGUUAUUCAGUUUUUUAACCAAAAUGUAAAUUUCCUAUUAAAAUCAUUGUGUGUGAUUGUGCCAUGGUCAUCCUCCCUGGUUUCCUGUUAAGUUGUAAAUAACAUGGAUGCAUCUGUUGUGGGCUUCCUUUACUGAGAUGUCUUUUAAGGAGUUAAUUUUGUUUCAGCCAUAUCCAUAAGUUUUGUAUUUAUAAGGACUCAAAGCAUGGAAGAAAAGUCACAUGAACUACUUGUAUCCAUAACUAAGCCCAGGCAAAGUGCAAACAAGAUGCAAUUGCAGUGGCACAGAAGAACUUAAGUCUCUGCUUUCACAUUCUAGUUCUGUUCUAGGGUAUGACACCCCGGCAGACACGGUCACUGGGAUGAAUGCAAGGAUGUGAUGGCAUAAACUGCUGUCCAGCACUUAUCUGCAGUACUGUGUUCUUCAGCUUGAGGCAGCUUUUUUUAAUGCAGAUGUAUUUAUUAACUGGCACUAAAUUUAACAUCUCAGUAUUAAGAUUUCUGAGGAACAUUAUAGGUCAAUCCUGAGUAGAAACUGGUGCCUUGCUAGCCAGGGAGUUCACUAGCUCUGUCAAUAAACACUCAAAAUUACACUUGCUAGCAGGGUAGUGUUAGGAACCUGGCUUUGUUCUCCUCUGACAAUCGCAGUUUUUGUUUUUUUGGGGGGGAGGAGUCCUUUUUUUUUUUUUUUUUUUUGGUAAAUUGGAGAUGAUUCAUUUGACAUCAUGCACUGAAGCUAAAUUUUUCUGUGAUUCCCAGAUUAUUUAUGGGGAAGUACAUUUAAGUUGCUGAAAAAUAUUGAGAUUAAGGUUAAGUGGUAUUUGUAAUGGAGCUAAAUGGCUAAUUAAGCCACUGUUAAUUUUCUUUCCUCUCUGGCAGGGCACUUGACCCAUUCCAAAGUCAAAAACUGGACUAAGCUAAAUUUAUACUUUCCAUAAUAUACAUUCUGCUUCUGGCUUACCUUCUUGAUACAUUACCAUCAAUAUAUUAAUUGUAAAGUUUAUUGUAUAGUAUUUAACCACUGAAUUUCUUAUUUUAUGUUGUGCUUAUGUGAACCCCUUGGUGAAGGUCCCUUUUCCUUGGAUAACGUGUAGUUAUAUGACCUCUUUUUAAAUGUACAGAUAUUUUGCUAUAAAACUGGUGCAGUUUUUUAUGGUUUUUACACUUCUCCUUAAUUCCCACUCUAAGCCUCUGGGUAAUAAUGUAAAUAUUGUUUAAAGAUUCAUCAGCCUACCUACGCUAUACAAUCUGAAUAUUAUUUUAACUUAUAGUUUUUUUUUUAAUAUAUAUUUAACUACAAGGACAGUUUAGAGAUCUGUUAAAUUUCACUUUAGUGUACCUAUUCACAGAUUACUUUUGAGCUGCCACCUGCUGGUACAUAAGUGUGUACUUUAAAAAGAACAUGCCAAGAUUUUGUCUUUCAUUUAACAUGCUUUCUGAUGAAAAUAGCAAUUUGGCUGUGAGAGACACAAGACAAAUAGUUGGAACUUUAUUACAAAGCAGCUGUUUUCCAAAGCUCAGUGGUGACAUCUAUGUUAAAAUAAUUGCCUAUUAUUCUUCAAAUAGACAAUGAUGUUGGCAUGUUCUUUACUGUUAGUCUAUUAAUGGGCCUGCUACUUUAGCAACAUUAGAAAUGUUUUAUAAAAGCAAUUCAUGUUACUUUUCUGGUCUUUUCAUGGCAUAUGAGCAAAUAAACUAUUUACACUACUA
Messenger RNA from Oryctolagus cuniculus (rabbit), 5406 nucleotides. Lineage: Eukaryota; Metazoa; Chordata; Mammalia; Lagomorpha; Leporidae. The record is from RefSeq and is a predicted model, not a curated record.